UGAAAGCUUAUAAAUAGGGAGUACAAGAUACAGAGGUGGGGAAGGAAAAACAGUAAGCAAACGAGUUUGAGCUCUACAAUUCUUCCAUUCCUAAAACCCAAUAAAAAAUUAAAUGGGAAUUGAAUUUAAGCCCCAAAACAAGAAUCAAAAUAACAGUAUUACCGGUGCAGCUGCACCAUUGAUUCUGGGACUCCAACCCUCGGCCCUUGUGGACCAUGCGGCAAGAGUUGAUCGUUCCCUCCUCUCCCGAAUUCCCGGCGAGCCUGGCGGUUCUUUUCCUGUUGCAGCGGAAGAUCUGAAGUGCAUCUUGGAUGAGGUUAAUGCACAUAUUGUUGCUUCACCCGAAACUGCAUCUCCUUUGAAGACCAUUGCAGGGGGAAGUGUCGCUAAUACUAUAAGAGGCCUGGCUGCUGGCUUUGGUGUCACCUGUGGUAUAAUUGGGGCCUGUGGGGACGAUGAACAAGGGCGCUUGUUCAUAGAUAACAUGAACCUUUACAAUGUCGAUAUAGCGAGAUUAAGGUUGAAGAUCGGUCCCACUGCACAAUGCAUUUGCUUAGUUGAUGAAUUGGGUAAUCGCACAAUGCGGCCAUGUCUCUCUGGUGCCACGAAAGUUGAGGCCGAUGAAUUUAAAAGAGAGGAUUUCAAAGGAUCUAAGUGGCUAGUACUAAGAUAUGCAAUUGUAAACUUGGACGUAAUUCACACGGCUAUUAAAAUUGCCAAGCAAGAGGGCCUUUCUGUUUCACUAGAUCUUGCCAGCUUUGAGAUGGUUCGGAAGUUUAGGCUGCCACUUCUACAGUUACUAGAGUCAGGGAAUAUAGAUCUUUGCUUUGCCAACGAGGAUGAGGCUGCAGAACUGCUGAGGGGUGAAAUUGAACAAGGUCCUGAGGCAGCACUUGAUUUUCUGGCCAAACGCUGCCAAUGGGCUGUGGUAACAUUGGGUCCGAACGGAUGCAUUGCUAAAUAUGGAAAAGAGGUUGUCUGUGUUCCGGCAAUCAAAGAGGCGAAGGCAGUUGAUGCCACCGGUGCAGGUGACCUCUUUGCUAGCGGCUUUUUGUAUGGAUUGGUGAAGGGACUUUCACUGGAGGAGUGCUGCAGGGUCGGCUCUUGCAGUGGUGGGUCGGUUAUUCGUUCUCUUGGGGGCGAGAUAACUCCAGAGAACUGGCAGUGGAUGUACAAACAAAUGCAGAUCCAGGAGCUCCCCAUUCCCGGGCCUGGAAAGUUGUCUUACUAAUUAAAGGAUUUUGAUAUGGGUUUUCCUUAGCAAGUUAUUUUUAUUCUUCCAGUUUGAGCCGAAGGCAACUGCAUUUGCAUUUCCGAGCGCUGGUUUAUUGCUGUCAUUUAACCUCUACAGAUGAUGUACGAAAACCGGAAGACCGGAAGUCUGAUUUUGAAUUUACUAUAUAUGGAAGUCUUGUAAUUCAAACAUUGUCUCUAAUAGUACCUCCUACUUAUCUGCGACAAUUUGUGACCAACUUUGAU
This is a messenger RNA of Olea europaea var. sylvestris, 1479 nucleotides long. RefSeq lists its product as uncharacterized. The transcript is spliced from 8 exons. The record is from RefSeq and is a predicted model, not a curated record. Lineage: Eukaryota; Viridiplantae; Streptophyta; Magnoliopsida; Lamiales; Oleaceae. Bases 113 to 1231 code for a protein of 372 amino acids.